AUGGAAUUCGCCGUAUCCAAGAAAACCCUCAUAGCCCUUAUCAUCCUAGUGACAAUUUCCUUUUACAUAACAUUUCUCUUCAACUCCUGCAUAGUUUCAAACAUAUCAAAAGGGAUACCACAAUUGCGUCGCAAUCAAAUAGUACAAGAACCUUUGAUGCACUAUUCAACUUCAGUUCGUGUUGUAUCCCUAAUAGAAGGCAAUGAGACUGAUAUUUCGCCUAAAUACAAAUGGUUCAGGGAACAAGGUCUUAAGCCAGAACGACAACUGCCUAGUGCCCUCAUUAUUGGAGUUAAAAAAGGAGGUACAAGGGCCUUAUUGGAAUUCAUCCGCAUACAUCCAGAUGUUAGAGCAGCUGGCAGUGAAGUGCACUUUUUUGAUAAAAACUACCACAAAAGUUUCCAGUGGUACAGAAGUCAUAUGCCUCCAACUUUAGAAGGUCAGUUGACUAUUGAAAAGACUCCGUCGUAUUUUAUUACCAAAGAGGCUCCUAGGAGAGUGCAAAUGAUGAAUCCUUCAACCAAAUUGUUGGUUGUGGUGCGUGACCCAGUUACCAGAGCAAUUUCAGAUUAUACCCAAGCCAAAUCAAAAAAAUUAGACAUGAAACCUUUUGAGGAGUUGGUUUUUGUUAAUGGCACUGUUGGCAGUAUUGUGGAUACUUCAUGGGGCCCCAUUAAGCUAGGGCUUUAUUACAAAUAUCUUUCUCGCUGGUUGAAAUUCUUUCCUUUAUCUCAACUAUUGUUUAUCAGUGGGGAACGUUUAAUCACAGACCCUGCAGUUGAGCUUAAACGUGUUCAAGACUUUUUAGGUCUUAAAAGGGUUGUUACUGAAAGGCAUUUUUAUUUUAAUACCACUAAAGGGUUUCCAUGUUUGUUCAAAAGCGAGGGCCACAGCGCGCCUCACUGUUUGGGCAAAACCAAAGGCAGAAACCAUCCGUAUGUUAAUCCAACGGUUUGGCAAAGGUUGAGGGAUUUUUAUCGGCCUUUUAAUAUGAGGUUUUAUCAGAUGACUGGGAUUAAUUUCGGGUGGGCUUAA
Ceutorhynchus assimilis (cabbage seed weevil) is the source of this 1035-nucleotide messenger RNA. Lineage: Eukaryota; Metazoa; Arthropoda; Insecta; Coleoptera; Curculionidae. The record is from the annotation of a GenBank genome assembly.